CCGGCACGGACGUUCGUUAUAUCCAAAGCGAAAGGCUUUAAAAUCAGCGUAUUUCAGAGUAUAAGUAUUGAAGCAAUAUGGCCAAAGUUCACGAAGCGUUACGGCCGAUCCAGUGGCUCAUCGGAACCUGGGAAUCGGUUAGCGCAAAAGGAAGCUAUCCCACAAUUAACGAUUUUUCUUACAACGAAGUCAUCAAGUUCGAGUCACUGGGACAACCGUUGCUCAACUAUGAGGCACGUUCCCGACACCCCGUUUCCGGAGCCCCCAUGCAUUUGGAGAACGGAUUCUUGCGCGUUAAGGUGGGCAGCAAUCAAGUCGCUUUCAUGAUCGCGCAUAAUUUUGGACUAGUCGUGCUGGAAGAAGGAGAGGCUACAGAAACAACUUUAAAUUUGCUAUCAAAAUCCGUCGAUCGUAUGUCCUUUGGAAAGGAUCCAGCUGUGACGGCGGUUCAGAAAAAAUAUCGACUGAAUUCGGACGGAACACUCGAGAUUCAAACAGAUAUGGCGACAACCAAUACACCAAUGACCAAUCAUUUGAAUGUCAUUUAUAAAAAGGUAGCAUAAUUUUACCUAGGAACAAAGCCUUGUAGGUUCAGGGAAUGUAGAUUAAUGUGUUAAGUUUACAAAACAUGAAUUUAAUGCAUGCGGUGUUGGAACUAUUAUUCAAUUGUUAAUUACAAAAAUGUAGAAAUAGUAAUAAAAAU
This is a messenger RNA of Anopheles coustani, 703 nucleotides long. RefSeq names its product peroxynitrite isomerase THAP4-like. Bases 78 to 563 code for a protein of 161 amino acids. The transcript has 2 exons. The record is from RefSeq and is a predicted model, not a curated record. NCBI's taxonomy places the organism in Eukaryota, Metazoa, Arthropoda, Insecta, Diptera, Culicidae.